UAGAAAUAGAACUUUGGAAAAAUUAUAAACAAAAUGUAUAAAAAUAAACGAUCGAAAAAAACUUUAAAUGCCAUUGCUUUUCCAAACAAACGUACUAGAAAUGAAAAAAAUUUAAAACCAAUUAAAGAGAAUGAGAUUCUUAACAAUUCGCAAAAAGAAAAUGCUUCCCAAAUUUCAUCUACACAGCAAUCAAAUGAACCACCAGCUAAGAACUCUCGCAUUGAAAUUAGUAACCAAAUUGAAAUUCAUCGUUAUUCUAACGACAUACCACAUAUCAAUAAACAAGGUGAUGAAGAUGUUGAUUUAUUGGGAAGUCAAGAAUCAGUUCCAGCAAGUCAACCCCCAACACAGAGACGUUACUUAUCACAACGAGGAUUUAGUAUGACUUUAAACAGAACUCAAUCUAAAUCUUCAAGGGCCCCAGACUCAUAUUUCGAAAUGGUUUUAAUCAAAACAGGCGUAGAAAUAGAAAAUUCAGAAAACUUUAUCUUAACAUGUGAUCCUUUAUCAUACGUCAAUAAUUUGGCUUCUUUGUUAAAGAAACAUCACGAAUUUCCAGAUAAUAUACAAACGUUCUUAGAUGGAUACAAAGAAUAUUUAAAUAAUCAAUUUCGGCAAUUGAAACUAUUAACGGGUUGUGUUAUAAAUAUAUCUUCUAUGGGAACAGAGUAUCAAUCACAAGAUAGUAUGACAAUGAAUUUCAUGAUGAUAGACUUUUUGCAAGAAGGUAUCAUAGAUAUAUUAUUUCAGAAAAUAGAAAAAUGCGCGAGUGAAAAUCAAAAUUUUUCACCUGAUGUUCCUGUAUUACCCUUACUUUUGUCACAACUGAAGUUUGUAACAACAGUUUGUAGUGAUAAACUUUAUGACCGAAUUAUAAAAAUUUAUGAGAAAGCCACCGCGCAGAGUCGACGAGAAAUAAUAUCAAGUGCGGAAUAUAUUUUGGAUGCGUCCAAACAUGAUGAAUUUGUCCAAUAUUUAAUUGAUAAUACAAACUCACUUGAGGACCUGCUUUCUACGGAAAAUGUUAAAGCAUUUGCAAAUUUAUACUUAACAUCAACUAUACAGAAAAAUAUUCGGAAAAAAAUUAUUCUUUACGUGAAAAAUGGUUGCAAUAUUUCAAGACUAGCUGUAUUUAUGAAAUUUUUAUUGAAGUUUUUGCAAGAUGAUGAAGAAAAUUUAUCUGAGCUGGUUUCCGAUAUUCGAACCGCAUUAGAUUGGCAUGAGUCGAAUAUUAAUGAAUUCGAAAUAUUAAAGUAUCAAUCAGAAAUAUUCACUUAUAUAAAGCAAGGAUUAAUUCGUUCAAAAAAAUUAUGCGACAUAUGGCAGAAAUCCAUUCAAAAUUUAAAUGAAGAAUCAACGAAGCCGGUCGACAUUAUAAUCUUUUUAAUGUUAAUGUCUAUACGGGAUGAAAAGGGAUUUUACAUUGAAAAUUUGAUUCGAAGGCAAGUUAAAUUGGAGCAUAUAAAAUUAAAUGUCGUGUCUGAAACGAAAAGGUAUUUUUCACCUAUGCUAGAUACUUAUGGAGAUGUAUUCCUUCAGGUUCUAUAUAACUUUGUCAAAGAAAAAACUCAUAUCGUCAGCGAAUUUGCUAAAAAUUGUUUUUGUAUUAUUUUUAGCGUUAACGAAAACUAUCAAAAGAAAAUAUUGAAUAAACUUGUAGACUUAGCAUGUAAUAAAUAUUCCAAAAAUAUAACAACUACAGCUUUGGAUGUUUUAUAUAUUUUAAAUGAGAGAUUUAAUAAAGAAGUGCAAAAUUUCGGUUCUCUUUUAAUGCCCAUGUUAGAUCAAAUUAAUGAAAUACCUUUAAAACAAAUAAGAAAAGUAAUGCAACUUAUGUGCUCUAUAGCAUAUCCCUUGCCUCCUUUAACAGGAAGUCCACAUUUGCAAGAGCAUAUUGAAAUGAUGAUUAAAAAGCAAAUUUGCAGCCGUAACGUGAUAGUACAGAAAAAAGGGAUAAUUGGCAUAGUUCAAUUAAUAAAUUUUAUUGUAAGAACGGAACUUUCUGAUGAUUCAAAUAUUUACGACAUAAAUGAAUCUUAUCAAACGGCUAAUGAUUUACCGGAGGGCAGAGGUAAACAAGCUGCAAGUUUUGUUUUAAGAGUUUUUAGCGCGACGAAUUAUUGCACAAAUUCUUUAGGAUUGUUUUAUGAAGAACUAGCGAUUGCGCUGUCAACAAAAAAUUUGGAAAACAAUAAAGCUAAAAUUGAAAGACAUUUUUUGGUAUGGCUUUGUGAUCUUGUAACCUAUUACUUACAAGAGAAUUUCAUUGAAGAAAUAGAUAAGGAAAUGGAAUAUCAAAAGGAUUGUGAACUAGAAACUAGCGUUCAAAGAUGUCAAAAUUUUGCUGAAGAUCUUGUAACAGAAACAGAUGCUCUAAAUUUGGCAAUUAAUAUAGCCCGACCGGUUUUUGUGCCUAGCAUCGAAGCUCAUUCUUCGAUACUUAUUCUUCCACCUCUUUUCAAUUUAAUAGCUGUGGUACAGAAAAUUAAAUUUUCCGAAUCAUUAGAAGCAAUCAAUGCAGUUUUAGGAUGCGGAAUAAUUUUACCAAAAAUCUUUCAAGAUGAACCGAAUUUUCAAUUUUGGCAUAGAUACAAAGAAGAAACCGUAAUAAAGGUUAUUGAUAUGCACUUUCAUACAGUUAAUUGGUAUAGAGUUAUAGUAAGUUCAUUUAUUUCACAAGAUAGUGAGCUAUUGAGGAAAAAGAUCCUUUUUCGCUUAAAGGAACUGAUUGAAUUUGAAGAACUAACAAGAAAGUGUUUAACUCAAACUUCACCUAACUAUUUUCCGCCCUUAUCUUUAUUUAACAACUUCGAAGAGCCAAAACCUUCCAAAGCAACAAGAGGAAAAAAAACCGAGAAGAAAAAUGUGAAAUCUACUUCUAGUAAUAAAGGCCUAGGCAAAAGGAAAGUGGUUCAAACUGAAACUGAAGUCACAGAAAAUGAAGGUAUGUCGAUGAUAGCUGCAACUCACUCUCAAGAUAUGACUAUAAAUCGAGCAACUAAACUUGGCAACAAAAAUGUAGUUAAAUUAUCUCAAUUCGAAUUUAGCUAUGGUCCUAAAGAAAUUUUUCGGCAAUUAGAUAACGACAUCAUACUGAUUUUAAGAGAAGAUUUUGAUUUAACAUACCCACUAGAAGAAAGUAAAAUUGGGUUUUGUUUGGGAUUAAAAGAGUUAAAAUACAUAAUGCAAGAUCUGGUUUCAAAAAUUGAGAGUAUUCCUGGAAUAAAAAAAUUGGGAAAUGAUGUUAUUGUUCAAAAUAUGUGUCACAUCAAAUGUUUUAUGGAAAAAUCAGAAAUUUACUUAUCUCAUAUAUAUAAAAAUUUGGAAACUAUGAAAAAAUUUUUGUUUGAAUUGCUAAUUAAAGUUAAUGGAAGCUUGGGAAACUCAGCAUUAUUUACGGAUCAAGUUAAUUAUAUUAAAAUUUGUUUUAGCCUAUGUGUCAGAUUUAUUGCAAGUUAUUUUUCAUUUUCUGGAUUUGAUGAUUUAGCGUACGCUGAAAAUUUAAAACGAGCACUUCAAUCAAUAUCUAAUAAAAAAUCAAACAAUAUAAAUGAAUUAGUUUCUAACGUAAUUGAACAAUUAAUGACACUAGAGCCGGCAGUAGUGGAGAUAAAAGCAGCUUUUUAUUUAUAUCAUGCUAUUAAUACAAUACAACGUUUUUCUUCUAAAACAAACUUUGAAAAGAAAAUUCGAAUAAUGUGUAAAGUUUUCUUAUGUCGAAGAUGGUAUAAUUUGGAAGGUAACAUGGAAAAAGGAGCUUUUUCUAAUAUACUCUUAGAUGAAAUAAUAAAAGGUUUCGUUAAAAACUCUAGUAGCAAAAGACUCAAAGAAAUCUUAGUUGUUAUUUUAACAGACAGUAAAGGUCUAAAAGGAAAAGAUGACAUAAUAAAAAGUUUCCCAAAUAUUCAUAAGGGAAAUUUUCCGAUGUUGUUUAGAAGAUUAUGUGAAAGUUUGAUUGAAUCUACUAAUACUUCGAUUAGCAGGAAUCACUCAGAAAUGGAAUCGCUAAAGACAUGGGAGGAUCUUUGCAACAAUUUAAACAUAUUGUUAGAUAUUAUUCAAAGUACAGAUAUUCCAAGAAAUUACUCUUUAUACAUAAAGUAUUCUCAUUCAUUUAUAAAGGUAUUUCUCGAUAGUGGUUUACCGUCAUUUGAAAAGUCUCUUAGGAAGAAUCCAGAGAGGUUCAAUACGCUCCUAAAAAAUCUUCAAUACAAUACAAGAUUUUUACAUAAUUUAUGUUGUCAUUCAAAAGCCAUUAAAAACAAUGCUAUAGUUGCCCAAAUACCAUUUGUUCGAGAAACUGUGGAAAAGUUAUUAUAUAAAGUACAAGCUACUUUAGCUGCAAAUAAAUGUGUUUCAGCCUUUUGGAUGGGUCCUUUAAAAAACAAAGAUAUUCAGGGUGAAGAGAUCAGUUUAUCACAGCCGUCUGCAAUUGAUAUAAUAAAUAAAAAAAGUAAAAAUAAUGAAGAAUGCAAUGAUGAUAGUAGUGCUGAUGAUACCAUAAUGGAUGAUGAUGCAGGUAGUGUUGCUAAAAAAACAAACAAAAAUCAGUCUUUAAGUGAUUGUUUUUGAAUUAAGUGAUAUAUUUUAUAAAACAAUGUUCAAUGUAUAUAUGUACGUGAAUGGAUAUAUUUAUAUAUGUGUACAUAAUAUAUACAUAUAAAUAUAGGUAGAUUUAGAUUUUUUGUAUA
Messenger RNA from Condylostylus longicornis, 4691 nucleotides. It is a transcript of the gene Fancd2, whose product is annotated as Fanconi anemia group D2 protein homolog. Gene Ontology annotation, molecular function: DNA polymerase binding. The transcript is spliced from 21 exons. The coding region runs from base 34 to 4572 and encodes 1512 amino acids. Gene Ontology annotation, cellular component: condensed chromosome; nucleus. The record is from RefSeq and is a predicted model, not a curated record. Gene Ontology annotation, biological process: mitotic intra-S DNA damage checkpoint signaling; double-strand break repair involved in meiotic recombination; interstrand cross-link repair. Lineage: Eukaryota; Metazoa; Arthropoda; Insecta; Diptera; Dolichopodidae.